UAGAGAUUAGUGAUGUCGGUAGCCACUCAGAGGACCAUGCAUUGCUUGAAAAUAUUACGUGUGACUAACUCGGCAGCCGAGUGUCUGCUAAAAGACGCAUCUAAAAGAUUUCGGUUUGGUAAAUACAACUGCGGUUUAGUAAACUGUCAUAACGUUCAACCUUCACAAUUCUUCAACACAAGCACAACAAGUCGGCAUCAGCGGACUCCUACAGAUAUUGAUCAUGCGCAAGUCAAAAUGAGUAUGAGCAGAAAGGGCUUGUUCUCCGGAGUGGAGGACAUGCUUUUCUACACCAUAACCGAGGGACAGGAGCAGGUCCCUGUUUCUCACUUCAUCUCUGCCUUGAGAAGCACUGGUCUGCUGACCUCUGACCCCCGCCUGAAGGACUGUAUGAACAAGCUGCGUCAUGUGGUCAGGGAUUCUGUGGGUGAUGUCAUGAUGGACCGGAAGCUCUUCCACAGAUGUGUGGGAGGAAACAUCGUUCUGCUGAUCCAAGCCUUCAGGAAGAAGUUCAUCAUCCCAGAGUUUGAUGCUUUCGCCUCCAAGAUCAACCAGAUCUACGACAGGGUCCAGAAGCAGACUGAGGGCCAUGUAGCUGACUACAUUCCCCAUCUGGCUAAGUUUAGCCCUGACCUCUGGGGCGUGUCUCUGUGUACCGUGGAUGGACAGAGACACUCCGUGGGGGACACCAAGAUGCCGUUCUGCCUGCAGUCGUGUGUGAAGCCCCUGGAGUAUGCCAUCGCCGUGCACGAGGCCGGCACUGAGAAGGUGCACAGCUACGUUGGCAUGGAGCCCAGCGGUCUUAAGUUCAACAAGCUCUCCCUCGACGAGGAAGAUAAACCUCACAACCCAAUGGUGAAUGCUGGAGCCAUCGUCAUCAGCUCUCUGAUCAAGCCUGGUUCUAACAAGGCAGAGAAGUUUGACUAUGUGAUGGACUUUGUGAAGAAGAUGGCCGGCAGAGAGUACGUGGGCUUCAGCAAUGCCACGUUCCAGUCCGAAAAGGAAACGGGCGACAGAAACUUUGCCAUUGGAUACUACCUCAAAGAGAAGAAGUGUUUUCCUGGUGGGGCAGACAUGAUUGAUGCUCUGGACUUCUACUUCCAGCUGUGCUCCAUCGAUGUGACCUGCGAGUCUGGGAGUGUCAUGGCCGCCACUCUGGCCAACGGCGGCAUCUGCCCAAUCACAGGCGAGCAUGUGCUGAGUGCGGAGGCUGUGAGGAACACGCUGAGCCUCAUGCACUCCUGUGGCAUGUAUGACUUCUCUGGACAGAUGGCCUUCCACGUGGGCUUGCCUGCUAAGUCGGGGGUUUCCGGGGCAGUGUUGCUGGUGGUUCCCAACGUCAUGGGAGUGAUGUGUUGGUCUCCUCCGCUGGACAGGGUCGGAAAUAGUGUUCGAGGCAUCGACUUCUGCCAGGAGCUGGUGUCGUUGUUCAACUUCCACAACUAUGACAACCUGAGGCACUUUGUCAAGAAGCAGGAUCCUCGCAGACAGGAUGGGGAUGACAGGAACAAGUCUGUGGUCAACCUGAUGUUUGCGGCCUACAGCGGAGAUGUGUCUGCCCUGAGGAGGUUUGCCUUGUCAUCGAUGGAAAUGGAUCUGAAGGACUAUGACUCUAGAACAGCCCUUCAUGUUGCUGCAGCUGAGGGUCACAUUGAAGUGGUCCGGUUUUUGACAGCUGCUUGCAAAGUGAACCCUUUCGUGAAAGACAGGUGGGGGAGCCUGCCUGUGGAUGAUGCCAUGCAGUUUGGCAACGAGGAGGUGGUGAAACUCCUCCAGGAGUACCAGCAGCUCUGCAAGCAGACAAACAUCCAGCAGGAGCCAGAGGAACCCCCUAAGCUGGAGACAGUGGAGGGCAUGGUGUGACCCUCUGCCUGGACUGGACAGAAAUAUUUUACAAAUACUCGGAAUAGCAAACAAUCCCACAAUAUCAUAGGAUUACUGGUACUCUG
Osmerus eperlanus (European smelt) is the source of this 1949-nucleotide messenger RNA. RefSeq names its product glutaminase 2b (liver, mitochondrial) (gene gls2b). The coding region runs from base 13 to 1863 and encodes 616 amino acids. The transcript is spliced from 19 exons. Gene Ontology annotation, biological process: L-glutamine catabolic process. Lineage: Eukaryota; Metazoa; Chordata; Actinopteri; Osmeriformes; Osmeridae. The record is from RefSeq and is a predicted model, not a curated record. Gene Ontology annotation, molecular function: glutaminase activity; protein binding.